Messenger RNA from Cladocopium goreaui, 1383 nucleotides. The record is from the annotation of a GenBank genome assembly. NCBI's taxonomy places the organism in Eukaryota, Dinophyceae, Suessiales, Symbiodiniaceae.
UGAAACCUACACGCCAAACGGCGUCACGGCCGCGUCGCCAUGUCGCAGUCCAACAAGCCCUUGGCGACGUCGCCACUGGGAGGCAGAGGCUGUGGUCUUUUCUGCUGGGCUGUGCCCAUCCUGCUGUUCGCUUUUGCCAUCCGGCUCUGUGGCCUCCUCCUGGACGUCGAGGAUGUCUACGAGAAGGGCUUCGCCUUGUACAACAUUCUCAUGUUGCCGCAUCAGGCCUACGAAGAUUUCCUGCAGAGCUACGAUGUCUACACCCACGCCACGGACCAAGAGCUGGAAGACGCCUACGGCCAGGACUGGCGAGAAGUUGAGAUGCGGAAGCACAAGCACACCUACACAGUGGUCCAAUACUACUGUGCAUUGGUCGGGUGUCAGAAGAUGUAUGUGGCGCCACUGUUCAACACCUUGCGGGGCAACGAAGAGAACCAGGUGAUUUUUGAGUACCAGCUGGCUCGCUGGUUGAAGGCUGGCGAUUGGGACGACCAGCCGUUCAAUGCUUGUGCCCGAAGGGCUGAGGACCCCAAUGCAGUUGCCAAGAAGACCAAAAGAGUCUUGGAGGUGGGCUGCGGUCAGGGCCGAAUUCUCCAGGAGCUGGGUAGAUUCCUGGGAGCAGAUUGGAAACUCAUGGGAAUGAAUCUGGACGGAAACCAGUUGAGACACGCAAAGGAACGUCCAGUUGAGGUGACGAUGAGAGACUUAAACCACAUGCCCUACGACUGGAUCGCCAAUGCCUCCGUCAAUGGCGCCUAUAACUUGGGCGCCAUGACGUUUCAGCGGGACCUGGAAGAACACGCGCAGGAAAUGGCGCGGAUCCUGACACCAGGAUCACGCUUCGUGGUGGCCUGCGACUGGACCAAUUUCGACGAUGAGAAGGGACUGAACCUGAAGGACCUCGAGCAUCGGCGGCUGUGGAGCGGCGCACGGCGCUUGGGCGCGGCGGGGCGCUACUGCUACAGCGAGAAGGAGUACGUGGCAGCCUUCACAAAGUAUAACUUCAAACAUGUGCACAGCGAGCUCUAUGGUGUGCGCUAUGUGCAGGCCUUGCGUGACGUCAACGUGCUGCGCGUCCUGGCUGCGGAGUGGAUGCAGCUCGUGGCCAAAGUGGACCUCUUUGGCGUUCUGGACCAGGCCUUGACAAUGAUGCAGCGCUUUGGUACUGAUGUCGAGAAUGCCUUGGAGGCUCACGAUCGCAAACUCUUCACCUACUGUGGCAGCCACGUUUUUGAGCUUCAGCGCUGAGCAGCGACCAGUUUCGCUGAGAGCUACACGCCCAGCUAUGCGGCUUUAUAUUUUCCAGUGCCGCUGCGCUGCGCUGCGGACAUCUUCCAUGGAAUUUAAGGAUGGAGCAGGUGGAAAUUUUAACGUCAAUUGACC